UUGUCGCAAUGUUGCCUCAGGUUAUUGUAUUUCAGUGUGACGUUUUCGUUGAAUCGUUUAUUCUAUCUUCAGAUUAUUCCCCGUAAAAUCUAAAUGCCAUUGUCGCAAUCGGAAGCAUCUUCUAUUGAUUUUGUUUCUGUCGUUGGAAAUUCAUUGAGCGGGAAAACCUCCUUAAACGCUAAGUUGCUCUCACGAAACGCGGUCAGUGAAGAGAUACAUGAUGUCCCGCCCAGCCCACGUCCUUCUGUUCAGCGCACCAAAGCUCGCAGCCUCUCGGAAAGCAGCUAUGCUGAUGGUCAGCUGAGGGGAAUUUUGAAACGACGUCAGCGACGAGCGUCGGAAUGUCACAGCAUUGGAGAAAAGUUAUCUACCAGUAACGAGUUCACUACGGAUUUCUCCACGGAUUCCGAGGAUUCACCGCGGGAACCGUGUGCGAAAACUGUUCGUUUCAGCGAUCGAAUCCAGCAACAAACCUUCAGGAUGGACUCUUGCAUUCUCGGACGACGUGCGAAAAACCGCAAGAAAGCCGAGAAGCGCAAGCGCGCGAAUGCUCGUCGUUUCAGCGAAGGAGAGUCCACUGAUGGCGACGAAGGCGUUGACACCAGCCUUCACAAAUCUUUGGAUUCAUUGACGAUCAAAGAAGAGGAAGAAGAACAUACAGAAGUUGUAACUCUUGCCGAAACGACGAAUGAAGGCGAAAGGAAAUCAAAGAAAGCUCGUCGCCGUAAAAAUAAGAAGAUUCAGCGCGAGGAGAGCUUCAACAGUCGUACAUCUGAUGAAGAGGAGAAUUACGGGACGAAACCAUUGCAAAAACGUGGGAAGAAAACUAAAUUUGUACAAAAGGCGGAUCGGACGAAGGCGGGCUCUUUCCAUUGUGAUUCUGACUCAGGCACUUCUAUCUGUGAUUACUUGCCGGACAUGGCCUCCGCGUUGAGUUCGGCGGAAGAGCCGUUUGACUUCCUCUUCAAAAUAGUGGUGAUCGGGGACGUCGGCGUCGGGAAAACGUGCGUCGUGCACAGGUUCACUACCGGCGGCUACGUGGAACGUCAUGGCAACACGAUCGGGGUCGACUUCUCCAUGAAAACCAUCAUGAUCGACGGAAAGCGGGUGAAGUUGCAGAUUUGGGACACGGCGGGCCAAGAACGCUUCCGGACGAUCACUCAGAGUUACUACAGAUCUGCGAACGGAGUUAUGCUGAUGUACGACGUCACGAAACGAGCUACUUUCCUGAAUCUCCAGCGAUGGAUUGACGAGGUCCGCAAGUAUACAGCUUCUCAAGUCAGCGUGAUUCUUAUUGGAAACAAGUGCGACAUGGAGGGCCUUCGAGAAGUCGAGGCCAAUGAGGCGCUGGCCCUUCAGGACCAAUGUCCCGAAAUCCUUUCCGUUUUGGAAGUGUCGGCCAAGGACAACACCCGCGUCGACGACUGCUUUGUGACGCUGGCGAAGGAACUGAAGGACCAAUACGACGGCUGUUCUGUGCAGGCCAAAGAGGCUGCGGAAACUGUGGCCAUCGGCUCGUCCAGCACCGUUUCCAAGUGUUGCUCGUAGAAUUUAUGUCCAGGCGAGUUGCUGUGGCUCGUUUCUUUUAUUUUUUGUCAUAGCCAAGCUUGAAGCACGAGUGAUUUUUUUGUUGGUUUGUUCAAUUGUUUAUGGCGGCUUGAGGAAAGUGAGGCAUGCUUUUGAGUGAAAGAAUUUUCGAAACUGUCCUUCGCGAGUCGAAGUUAUACAGGAGGGCCUCGACCUGGGGAAGAAUCGACUUUGGGACACUUUUAAUACUCCAAGAAAAAAUCUGCCCCCCACCCAGACAAUGUUUCAAGAUACGGACGCUUAACAAGCAUUUCUAGAGAAAUGGAAAAUUUUUAUUUUUCACUUUGAUAUAUCGUGAGCAAAUUGAGCUUUUUAUACAGUAUUCACAAAACAUUAAAAAAUAAUGUCGGUGCGG
This is a messenger RNA of Notodromas monacha, 1942 nucleotides long. The record is from the annotation of a GenBank genome assembly. NCBI's taxonomy places the organism in Eukaryota, Metazoa, Arthropoda, Ostracoda, Podocopida, Cyprididae.